Molecule: messenger RNA, 3554 nt
Organism: Ceraceosorus bombacis
Lineage: Eukaryota; Fungi; Basidiomycota; Exobasidiomycetes; Ceraceosorales; Ceraceosoraceae
Source: the annotation of a GenBank genome assembly
AUGCCUUCGUCAAAAGAAAAGCAAGCGGCUUGGAUCGCAGCAAACCGAGACUAUCUGAUCAGGCGGCUGAAUGCUGAUAGUCAUCGACCAUACUUUCCACAGCAUGCAGACGGGAGUGUGGCGAAAGAGCUGGGAGAAAUGACGUACGAAGAAGUGGCCAGGCGCUUGUUGCAGCUCACCUACCUGUCAGGCCGAGGCUGGAUAGAUUCAUCUUGGCGCCUCCUCAUGGGAGAUUGGUUGCGCAGGACCGAGGAACGCUUCGUCAAGGUGGAUCCGGGCACGAGCGCUCCAAAGACUUCUGUCAUACAAUCAUACAUCGAAUUGGACGAGGGCACGCCGGCGUUGGACAGAUUCUUCGAUGCCUACCUCAGGGCCAAAAAGGCAAUCUUGGCAGCUGAAGAUGUCAGCUUGUUCAUCGAAAUGUGCAGGCGAAGGGGGACCAAGCCUGUGCCAUUCAUUCCUGUUCUCGACUCUGAUCUCAAGACGUGGUUCAAGAAAGGUGGGUCUGCAUCGUCUCGACCGCCGACGCGCGCCUUCACUGACGCGUUUGCUCCCACCAGACUCGCUCUGGCAGAGCGAAGACCUGGAUGCCGUGGUUGAUCGUGAUCCUCAAAGAGUGUUCAGUGAGUAGUGAUCCAUGCGGCAGGCGACGCGGCGCGCGACGCUUUGAGCUGACACGCUUUUCUCCCUCAGUCCUGCAAGGACCAGUGGCUGCUCGCCACUCCACCAAGGCUAACGUUCCUAUCAAGGAGAUGCUAGGCGAUGUGGAGCAAGGCCUCAUAACGAGAACGCUGAAACGUUACUAUGACGGCGACGAGAGCAAGGUACCCUCCGUGGACUAUUUGGGUCCUCAGCCUCCAGCUCUCAACACUGCUGCUUUGCUCAAGCAACACGACAUCAAGGCGACCCAGGGCGCCGAUGGCCGCUCCAUGACGUAUCAGCUAGGGUCGAGUCUUCCCCCGUCAGACGACUGGCUGGAAUUGCUUGCUGGCCGCUCCGCUGGAUGGUUUAGAGCUCUGCUGCGGAGCGUCAGCAUCGUGCAGGGCAAAAGCUACGCGGACAAUCCGAUUUCGCGCAUCCUUGCACCUCGCAAGAAUCAGCAGGUCGAGAUCACGAUGGACCCAGUCUCUGGCAGGCCCCUCGGACUGAUAGCGCGAGGAGCCGCCCGCUCGUACGGGCCCCACGACCCAAGCUUCAAGAGUGUUGAAGUCUCUCGAGACGCCGACUUGAUCAAGGUCCUCAUUUUUGAGCAAGUCAAGGGAAAGGGCGUACCUCUGGAGCUUCAAUUCCGCUACGUCCCAUCACAAGCUUUUGCGCCAAUCCACGAAAUCAUGACGGGACGCAACGAGCGCAUCAAGACCAUGUACCGGGGCGUCUGGGGUCUUGCUCCACGCGCAGCAUCGCAAGCGGCGCAAGAGGUCUACACUUCAGAGCCUCAGCUGCUCGACGCGCAACUCGUUUCAACGUUUUGCCGCGUCGUUGGCCUCAAUAAUACUGCUUACCACGAGCAAGUCAGUGCUCCUCUUGAUGCGGCCAUCAUUAUCGGAUGGGCGCCCAUCAUGGAGGCUGCCAUGUCCGUGGAUGCCGACUUGCUGCGACUUGUGCACCUCAGCAACAGCUUCAAGCGCCACUCUGGAGCAGACGUGCUGCGCAUUGGAGAAAAGUACACUUCGAGCGCAUACGUCAAUUCGAUUCGCAUCACGCCCACCGGCAAGUCGGUCAGCGUGCUCGGCACGGUCUCGUUGCAAGACAAGGCGACGGGCACGUUGCACCCAAUCGUCGAUGUCGAGAGCUCGUUUUUCUUUCGCGGAGCAUUUACAGACUUUGGCACGACGUUUGAGAAGAGCGAAGAGCGCUACAUUGUCGAAAUCAAGUCGGCAUCGGAUGCGGCCGUCUUGCAGAGCAAGGAGUGGUUCACUUGGACCGGCACCACUCCACUCAAAGCUGGACUCAAGCUGGAGCUGCAUGUCAAGUCGGACGUCAAGUUUGGCAACGACGCGUCUUCCUUCCAGGAGGUCGACGUCGAAGGAGGCGCAUACAUUCGCGACAUUGUCGACGGCAAGCUGAUUUCUGUGGGGGGGAUCGAAUACAUUGCAGAGGGCAAGAGGUGCGUCGAGGGUCAGAGGGUUGAUUGCUUCGUGGUUGCCUGCUGAUUUGCGCUCCUCUACAGCUACGGCAAUCCUGUCGUCGAAUACAUUAAGCGGCUGGGAGGCAGCACGCUCGGUCCUGUUCCCUUGGAAGGCGGUGGAUACUCGCUUCUAGUCGGCGCCGAGUCAUCGACGUUUGUUGCGCCCGCUACCAACGCGCCGUAUUCGGCUGCCAGCGGCGAUUACAAUCCCAUCCACAUCAAUCCCUACUUUUCCGACUUUGCCGGGCUUCCUGGUACGAUUACCCACGGCAUGCAUUCUUCGGCAGCUGUGCGACGAAUCACGGAAGAAGUGGCAGCAGAAGGGCACCCGGAACGUUUCCGUUCCUACUCGGCCAACUUUACCGGCAUGGUCCUGCCUGGCGACACGCUCGAGGUCAGCUUGCGCCACAUUGCCAUGCACGAUGGCCGCAAGAUUGUCAAGGUGUCGGCCGUCAAUCAACGCGGAGAGAGCGUGCUGGAGGGUGAAGCGAUGAUAGACCAACCUCCUACGGUGUACACUUUUACGGGCCAAGGAUCGCAAGCCGUCGGCAUGGGCAUGGAUCUGUACGACAGCUCGCCCGUCGCCAAACAGAUUUGGGACAGGGCAGAGCGCCACCUUCAGACCACCAUGGGCAUCAGCGUUCUGGACAUUGUCAGACACAAUCCCAAAUCGCACACUUGCCAUUUUGGAGGCGUGGCCGGCGCUCGAAUUCGAUCGCAAUUCAUGGGCAUGUCCUUUGAGGGACCAGAGGGGAUCAGCAGACCCCUGUUUCCAGAGAUUACAAACACGAGCACUAGUUAUACCUUUGACUCUCCUGAUGGGGUGAGUUGCGACAUUCUAGCUCGACGUAACGAGCAGCCACUGACGAUUUCUUGCCUCUGAUCCCACGCAGCUCCUCUUCAUGACUUCCUUUGCGCAGAUCAGCAUUGUGCUGGUCGAAGUGUGCGCCUUCAACGACAUGAAGUCGCGGGGACUCAUUGAUCCCGAGGCGCCAUUUGCCGGGCAUUCGCUGGGUGAGUUGAUGGUGAAUCGCUCUCCGAUCUCCUUGCGAGGCUGCUGACCGGUCCACUCUGCUUCACCGGCGCUCCCGCAGGCGAAUACGGCAGUCUUGCAGCAGGAGGCUGUCUGUCCAUCGAGGACCUGUGCGACGUCUGCUUGCGUCGAGGUCUGACGAUGGAAAGGGCCGUGGCGCGCGACGAGCAUGGUCGAACAGAUUAUGGUCUGAUGGCCGUCGCGCCUGCACGCAUCGGUCUCACCGACGAGCUCUUUGCCCACAUUGUUGGCGAGAUUGACGGAUUCAACGGAAGCUUUGUCCAGGCUAUCAAUUACAACGUCGCCACGCUCCAGACCGUCGUUGCGGGUAACCUGAAGGGCUUGCAGACACUCACGCAUACUCUCAACGGCAUCGCCGCCGCUCUCAAGUAG